Messenger RNA from Oreochromis aureus, 2508 nucleotides. It is a transcript of the gene josd2, whose product is annotated as Josephin domain containing 2. Gene Ontology annotation, biological process: protein deubiquitination. Gene Ontology annotation, molecular function: cysteine-type deubiquitinase activity. Lineage: Eukaryota; Metazoa; Chordata; Actinopteri; Cichliformes; Cichlidae. The record is from RefSeq and is a predicted model, not a curated record. The coding region runs from base 238 to 789 and encodes 183 amino acids. The transcript is spliced from 6 exons.
UCAGCAGUAACCAGGCUCGUCACUAGGGGGCGCUUCAACAUCAGCUCAGUGAUUAGACGCGGGGAAGAAGUGUGUGUGUGUGUGAGUGACACCAUUGCCCUGCUGUGAAGGACGCAUACGGACGACAAAAAACCCCAACACCAUCUCAACAACAAAGGCUCAGCUUCCGGUUUCUGGAUGUAGCUGUCAGGCUCCACCACCAUUUAAACGGGGCAUCGCUUUAUCAGCAGCUUUAGUAUGAGCGAAGGAGAGGUGUUUCAUGAGAAGCAACGAUUGGAGCUGUGCGCAAUUCACGCACUCAACAACGUGCUCCAGGAGCGGGUGUUUACCAAAGAGACAGCCGACGAUAUCUGCAAAAGGCUGGCUCCACAGUGUGUCGUGAACCCACAUCGGUCAGUGUUAGGGACGGGAAACUAUGAUGUCAACGUCAUCAUGGCGGCACUACAGAGCCGGGAGUUGGCUGCGGUGUGGUGGGACAAACGCAGGGAAGUUGAGAACCUCUGUAUGUCAAAGGUCCAAGGCUUUAUUCUGAAUGUCCCAUCACGAGUAUCUUUGGGGAUUGUAUCCCUCCCGCUCCGACGGCGGCAUUGGCUCGCAGUUCGGCAAGUUAGCGGGCAGUACUACAACCUGGACUCUAAGCUGAAGAGUCCGGUCUGCAUCGGCGGAGAAGCAGAGCUACGCACAUUUCUCACUGAACAGCUUUCUCAGGACGUGGCAGAGAUGCUGCUCGUUGUCCGACGGGAGGUGGAGGAGGACGGCUCGUGGCUGAACGCUGACAGCAAGAAGUGAUGCCUUGGGACAGAACAUAACUUUGCAAAGCGUGGGGGGAAAAACCCUCCUCUGGGGAAAUGACAGACAUUUUGAAAGAGAGAAACAAACCCCUUGUUAAAAAAAAUAUCUUCAGGGAAUGCACUAAAAUACAUUUAAUAUCUACACAAACACACAAAUUCCAAAGAGAAGUAGAGGUGGGCGUUUAAUCCUGAAAUGAAGAACUGCUUGAUUGUAACGGCUUAAAAAAGAAAACCAUUGCUCUGGUAUGACCCAUCUAUCUGCAACGUCAACUGUACUCUUGUACUUUUUGUUUUAACUCUUUGAGUUGAAAAGUUGCAGGUUAGAGGCAAAUGUGGGCUAGUUUAUGGCACUUUUGUUGUGACCUGAUUCUGAAAUGUUACUGUGUUUUUUGGUAACUGGAUAAAUUUGAUUACUUAAAAUGCUAUUAGGAUGAAUUCGCCACUUAGGAUACUGUUGUCUUAGAUCCAGUUUGUUAUGUGCUACGUGUGCUAUGGUUAUGCCAGAAUGUGUUGAUUGUGAAGGAGCGCCAUCUCUUCCUUCACUUUUGUUAUUAACUUUCUAUGCACUGCAACGUUUGAGUUGUUUGCACUGUUUGUCUUUGUUAGCACUCAUGCAGGCACAGGAGCCUUGAAUGCAUCGCCUUAAAGAGGCACCGGAAGACUGCACCAGUGUCUUUGCAUGUGUUCAUCCAUUUACUUGACUUCUUGCGUUCUUUUUAGUCUAGUUACACAGUUGUGGUCAGAAGUUUACACGCACUCAUCGUGGGCACGAAUGUUAUGAUAAUUUGGGGCUUUUAAUGAAUUCUUUGAACUUUUUUUUUUCCCAGGGUGGAAUGAUUGUACAGCAUACGUCUUUAAUGACUUUUAAAAACAAGAAUUGGCUGUGCAACUUUGAAACUGGAUUUUCUCAAAACCACACAGGGUUAAAUAUCUGCAUACACCCACACUAAUAUUUGGUUAAAUUUCCCCUGGCACGUUGCACCUCAGCCAGACUCUUUUGGAAGCUUCUGCCUGAAUCGUUGACCACUCAUCUUGGCAGAUAUGAUGGAGUUAAUUUAAAUCAGGCACAGAGACAGCGUUUAAGCAUAGUCCAUAACUUUUCAGUAGGUUUUGGGAAGGCCUUUCCAUUAAUGGAUGUAAACCUCUGACCACAGCUGUGUUAUAGUUGUGUGGUAAAGUUGUACAAGCCACACAGUAAAGAAGCUCCCUCAGUCCAUUUUUCUUCUGUUUAUCCAGUUCAAGGUCAGGGCAGUUAGGGUGGUUGGGGGGGCUGGAGCCAAUCCCAACUGUCACAGGGUGAGAGGCAGGGUACACCUUGGCCAUGUUGCCAGUAUGUCACAUGGCCAACACAGAGAAACACAACCAUUUACACUGACAGUAAAUUUGGAGUCAAAUAACCCUGUGCAUGUUUUUGGACUUUGUGGGGAAGCCACAGGACCCAGGGAGACGAUGCGAAGAGUUAGUGAGUGAAUCCAGGUUUUGGGUACGGAGCAGUGUUAAGUUCACUAAUCUUGAAACAUGCAAAAACACUGGACACAUGACUGUAUGUAGGCGCUACACUUGUUUUGUCUCCCCUAGUGAUCUAUGCAUAUCUGAAAGAAUAUGAGCGCUGUCUCUGAUACACACUAGUGAAUAACUUACACAUAAACUUAAGCUCAGAGGUGAAUAAUAUUUAAAUUUAUUUAUAUUAAACAUUGACCUUUUGUUUUAAGUACAA